This is a messenger RNA of Pocillopora verrucosa, 1193 nucleotides long. Its product is annotated as fibroblast growth factor 2-like. Gene Ontology annotation, molecular function: growth factor activity. The record is from RefSeq and is a predicted model, not a curated record. Lineage: Eukaryota; Metazoa; Cnidaria; Anthozoa; Scleractinia; Pocilloporidae.
GAAAUAAGAACUAAGUUGUUAUCUUCCCGGCAGAAAAAUAUAAGAUGCUAUAUUUAAUCUUCGCAUGAAAAGCAACGCCUUCAGUUGCUCGCGCAUCAGCGUUCAACGAGGAGAGCUUCGUAACUGCGGGAGCUGUUAUUAACUCCGAACAAAAGAUAAACGACUAAAAUGGCGCUUUUACUGGAACAAGAAGUAUUUUCCAUGGAUGCAAAGCUACUUAAAGCACAGAUAAACGAAAUCACGGCCUGUCGAGCGAAAGAGUGGGUCCGAACGAAGUCAGCACUCCUACAGUUAAAAGCCGUGCAAUGGUCUGCGGCUAAGAUAAACCUGAAUAUAUUUUCCUUGAGAGAUUUCGGUGUCACAGACGAGGAAAGCAGUAUUACACAAGUCAAGUUAUUUAGUAAAAAUAAUUGGUUUCUUCGACUACAAGAUGACGGUAACGUCAGUGGAACAAGAGAGCAGAACAAUGAUGAAGUCAAUCUGCAGUUGCAGUCGAUUGGGAAAGGAUUGAUUCAGAUUUACAGCCCUGCUGUAGGACGAUAUCUGGCAAUGGAUAGCAAUGGACGACUGUUUUCAAUGAAAAGCAAGACAGACAGCACAAUUUUCAAACACGUUCAAGGAAUCAACGGUUUUCACACGUUCUCCUCGCACAAGUACUACAGAGAAACAGCUCAUGACAUGUACAUAGCCUUGAGGAAGGAUGGUCUUCCAAGGAAAGGAAACAAGGCUUGUUCACUUCAUAAAGGUUCUCAGUUCCUGAUCAUCUGAACCAUUGAUACCCUGUACAUCUUGGCACUUAUUUAAAACAAAUGUUGAAUAAUAGUUAUUAUGGAAAUUCCAAGACAUAAACAAACAGCCUACAGUUCUACAUGACACACAAAAAAACUCCACGGAGUCUCCUGAGGCAAAAUGAGAUAAAUACUUGCUGACAUUAAUACUGAGUGAAAUGACGAUUUUACACUCAGUUAUUUAUUGUUAUCUAAGAAAACCAUAUUCAAGUUAAGACGAACAAAGAGAAAACAAGAAUACUUAUUUCAAAUCCAGUUUGAAUUUAUGAGUGAGGAGCUAAGAUGUGUUCACAGCGAAAUUGCAGAAAAAGAAAAAUUUAAUGAAUUAUUUACUAAUUUUAGAGUUCCUCUCAUUUGAAAAUAAACCUUAUCAUAUUGUGAACUUAACAAAUGCUUGAAAAUAAA